This is a messenger RNA of Neohortaea acidophila, 967 nucleotides long. Its product is annotated as HotDog domain-containing protein. The transcript has 2 exons. The record is from RefSeq and is a predicted model, not a curated record. NCBI's taxonomy places the organism in Eukaryota, Fungi, Ascomycota, Dothideomycetes, Mycosphaerellales, Teratosphaeriaceae. Bases 219 to 800 code for a protein of 193 amino acids.
UCACUUUCCGCGGAGGGGAGUUGCUGUAAUUGUGUUGCGUCUAACAAUCGCAUUCCCGGCCCGUGUGCAUUCGAGUUCUUUAAUCAGCAACGGACUGCCAGACCUCCCCUAGCCCCUCCGCGGCCCACUGAGGCUGUGUUCUCAAGCAACCGGAUUAUCUGGAUUGUCAGUAAACGAACGUUGUCCCGUGGGGUCAUGACAGCAAAUCUGGUGAGGUAAUGGCGCUCGUUUCACGUCUCCAAAUGCAAGCCGGGUAUCACACCCUGAUGGCGCACCCGGAUUUCGAUCUUCCAUGGUGUAAGAGGGUCCUCGCACAUCCUGGCAUCCUCUGGUCCAGGAAAUCCCACGAGGGCGCCUCUCCGGAGCGGGUAUCCAACAGCUUAUUCGAGUGGACGCUUUACGGCGAAAAGGGCAUUCGCGCUCAUCUUGCGUUCCGGAGGCCCUGCAAGGAACCGGAUUCCAUCAACGCCCUGGAGGAAUGCUUCUUGGUAUCGAUUGGCGACGGUCUGGACGGGAUGACGGGACGAGCUCACGGAGGUCUCAGCUCUGUACUUUUAGAUCACAUUUCUGGACACUCUGCACAUUAUGCGGAUCCUCGGCCAGUCUCUCCCGCAACGGCAACAAUGACGGUGGACUACAAGCGGCCAGUCAAUACCCCAUGUGUAAUACUUGUGAGAGCCUGGCAGGUCAGCUACAGCGGAAGGAAGGUCUGGGUGAAAGCAUGCAUCGAAAACGGCGACGGUCUAGUAUAUGCUACAGCCAAGUCUCUAUUUAUUCUCGCAAGAUCGGAGAGAUUAUGAAGGUGCAGGAGCACUACUUCAACGCAUGAACCGCCAUUUAAGAUCCUCAUCUCCCUUCAAUCCACCCGCACCCCCUUCAACUCCUGCACCUGGCAAAGCUGCCUCCUUGCGCUUGUUUUCUCUCGAGAGGUACCACCACGUCAAGCCCGCUACACAUGCGGCUGUGA